Solanum pennellii is the source of this 806-nucleotide messenger RNA. RefSeq names its product transmembrane protein 230. The record is from RefSeq and is a predicted model, not a curated record. The coding region runs from base 287 to 643 and encodes 118 amino acids. The transcript is spliced from 3 exons. NCBI's taxonomy places the organism in Eukaryota, Viridiplantae, Streptophyta, Magnoliopsida, Solanales, Solanaceae. Gene Ontology annotation, cellular component: endomembrane system.
AUCACUAGAAAGCAAAGGAAAAUUAUACCAAGGAUUAAGAAGCAAAGAGAAAUUGCAGUAUCGGGUCAAAAUUGGGCGCUAUUUCUCGGGUCUACUGUAAUCGUCGCCGGUAAGCUUCCGUCGGUGUUCCGGUCACCUUGUUAGGUGAAUUUGUACUUUCUUUCUCAUCAAGUCAGAUCAUUGUGUUCAUAAUUGAUUGGUGUUCUUCUGAGCUGCCUUAUUCAGACUGAUCAUCUGACAAAUUUUGAGACAUCUAUUCCAAUUCAAAGACUGGGAAUUCUAGUGUAUGGCUUCUAGGCGGAAUAUUAAUUACAGUCGUCUCGCUGUGGAUGAUGAUGACGACUAUUAUGGAUAUUCUGGCAAGCGAGCUGACCCUAGAUUUGAUUAUUCACCAAAAUCGUUAGAUAGAAUCCCCUGGAAGUCCAUUGCCCUUGCUCUUUUUCUGCUCUUUCUGGGAUGUUUGCUUCUCUUACUAUCCUACUUCAUCUUAUCUGGUCAUAUGGAAGGAGAGAGUUCCCAGGCAUAUGGUCUCCUUGGACUCGGAAUCCUCACUUUUCUCCCUGGUUUCUAUGAGACGCGUAUUGCAUAUUACUCUUGGAGAGGUGCUCAAGGUUAUCGAUUUACUGCAAUCCCUGACUAUUGAGUUCUUCACAUUUCAUGUAAACGCUAAAUGCAGUUACUAGCUUCUGUAAUGAGCUUUGUGAUAGUUUUUAUUGUAACACACAUUGUCCUAUACAUUUCAAAUGACAUCUGAAUGUAGUUACUGGUUUUCAUAAUGAGUUCGAGUUUGAUGAGUUUGCAGCAUU